Molecule: messenger RNA, 4398 nt
Organism: Limulus polyphemus (Atlantic horseshoe crab)
Lineage: Eukaryota; Metazoa; Arthropoda; Merostomata; Xiphosura; Limulidae
Product: zinc finger protein 236-like
Exons: 8
Coding region: 530-3442 (970 amino acids)
Biological process (GO): regulation of transcription by RNA polymerase II
Molecular function (GO): DNA-binding transcription factor activity; RNA polymerase II cis-regulatory region sequence-specific DNA binding
Source: RefSeq, a predicted model, not a curated record
AGUUUCAGUUUGUUUUAACCUUAUUUAAGUAACUAUUUAUUUAGUUUAUUGAGUAUGUGAAAAAGUUAUGUGGUUACAAAAAUACUGCAAAAGUAGUAAUUUUAAAAAUGUUACAUGUGGGACAUUUAAAUAAGAAGAAAUCCCUAAAUACUAGUACACUAAUAGUAAUACUAUUACUAGCGAGUAUAGCGUCUAAACUUUUUUUUUUAAAUAAUGAACUAUUUUAGUCUUAAUUCUUGAGCAUUUUUAACUUUUCGUGACAGUAGUGCGUGAAUUGAAAUUUGAAUAAAAAUACUUUAUCUUUUAAUUUUAUUAUUAUUAUUUUUCUUCACACGAUUAUUAAAGUUAACACGCGUUUUUGUAGUAUUGUUAGUUGUACAACUACGUAUUACUCACUUACUGUUAUACAAAAUACAGUCUGUAGUCAUUUCAGUUUUAAUUGUUUAUAUUGUUAUAAUACUAGUUUCGACUGAUUUGCUUUUAUCAUCGCUGAAUUGUAUUUGGACUGGAAUUUUAUAAGUUCACAAAUAUGGAAGACAUUCACAUAUGUGGAGCAUGUAAAACUCAGUUUUCAGAUAUAGAAGAGUUUUUGUUACACAAACAGCACCAUUGUCAUGUACAAAAUGAAAAGCUUCAUACCUCAAGCAUGGGCCUACCUCCAACUCAACAAGAAGUGAGUAAUGCAGCUUCUGCAAUAAAUACAUCUCAAGAAUCAGACCUUCCAGGCUUUAUGUUACCUGAGCAGUCAGUAAAUCAUCAUUCUUGUGAUGCUGCUGUCAGUGAAACUGUACAUAGUGAAAAUAAUCCCAUUAGUGUGGGCAGCAUCACACAGGAUCAUGAUACAGUUGUACAACCACUCUACACCGCCUCAAUCAUCCUCCCUGCAAGUAUUGGUAUGUUGGGGACAGAUACAACAGCUACAAAAGUAACCUGUACAAUACAAGGGAAAGCUCCUCAGGUUAAGAAAUACAAAUGUUCAUAUGAGGAUUGUAAGUUCACCUCAGCUUAUUCGAAGGACUACUGUCGACAUCAGCGAAUCCAUUCAGGAGAAAAACCAUUUUCUUGUCAACUGUGUGGAAAACGCUUUAGUAGAUCAGAUAAAGUUAAAGCCCAUCAAAGAACCCACACAAAGGAAAGGCCCUUUAAAUGUCCUAACUGUGAUUAUGCGGCUAAAGAUAGAGGCAGUUUAACAAAACACCUUCGUACCCACACGGAUGAAAGACCACAUAAGUGCCAGAUAUGUCCAUAUGCAUGUCGCCGAUCGAGUCAGCUGGCAGUUCAUUUACGUACUCACACAGGAGAUAGUCCUUUUUACUGUGUCAUCUGUGAAACUAAGUUUAAAAUAAAUUCAGACCUAAAGCGGCACAUGAGAAUUCACACAGGGGAGAAGCCUUUCAAAUGUGAUAUGUGCAAUUAUCGUUGUGCAAUAAAAGCAAAUUUAAAAACCCACAUAAGAGUGAACCAUUGUACAGACAAUCCCUUGAAAUGUUCAAGUUGUAAUUUUACCACUCCCUCUCGCCGAGCCCUUAAGGAACAUGAACGUGAGCAUAAUGAAAAGUCUCAGCGAUGCAGCCAAUGCAACUACACAGCUUCCACUCGCUCAGCCUUGAAAAUACAUGCGAGGAUUCACUGUGAGGAUAAACCAUUUAAAUGUGACCACUGUUCAUACAGUUCAAAGCAGUUAUGUAACGUACGAUUCCAUAUAAAGAAGAAACACCCUGAUAAAGUUGAAAAAGACUCAAGUAAAAAGACAUUUGGUCAAAAGCAUGUGACAACUCCUUCUUCAACCAAAACACAGAAAAAUGGAAAGGUUUUGGGCAACAGAACUUUCAAAUGUGAUAAAUGUGAAGCAAGUUUUGCUAGAAGAGAUUCUUACCAAAGUCACUUGAGGCAUCACAGAAGUUGUGAAACUUUAAUUCAACAAACUGUUGUACCUGUAGUUAGUACGUCCUUAACACUGGUUUCUUCAAGUAAUGUGAUAACAACAAGCAUUUCUCCAAGUAGUUUACCAGGUUCUCUUGUUGUGCAAAACCCAUCUCUCAGUCCUCAGAAUUGCAUUGUCACUCAAGCCACAAGUCAAAAUUUAACACCUCAAUUUCAGACAGUUAACUCUUAUCCUUCUUUAAGAUUCUCUCAUGGUGUGGUCUCAGGAAUGCCAGUUGAAGUCCAAGACUCCAUGCAUUCCAGUAAUGGAACACCAGUUUUUGUUAUUCCUGCUUCUGAUAACAAUGGAUCUCUAUUGUUUCGGUCUUGUAGUUCUACACUUGAGCAGUCAUCAUCUCAAGAGAAAUCUGUUAGUUCAACAUCAUAUCAACAAAAUCAAGAACCAGCUUCUCCUAUAGGAGAAAGGAUUACAAGUCAGUUUAACUUUAAUAUGCCAAAUACAGUUAAUUCUAGUAACUUUUCCAUACAGGGAAGCCAAGCCAAAUCAAGUGAAGAUCUAAGAAAAGAUCAGCCUGAUUGUAUUUGCUCACAAAGUUCACUUUUACCUGAAGGGUGUUGUGACACAAACGUUGUGAUCCCACAUUCCACUGUUUCUGACAGUCAUGAAAGUAUUUCCACAACUUCAUGGGUAGGAAGUUCUCAACCAUCUCAGGUGUUUCAUGUGGACAGUUCUACCUCAGAUGUUACAAGUAAUGGGGUUAUGGUUCAACAUGGUAGUUUAGAGUCUGGAUCAACUAUCUUAUGUCAGGUCCAAACUGAAGGUGGAGGGUCUGUAAUCAUUCCUCUGCUGCCAUAUAAUCAAGGAAGAGUUUCAAGAGCAACAGAGUCUGGGCUUGUGAUUCAACAGUGUACAGAAGCUUCUGGUCUGAAUCAGCAAUCUCUGCUCCAGAUCACACCCAAUGUACAGUAUUUGUUUUCACAUUCAAUUGGUCCCACUAUUAAUUCAGAACAAACUGUUCACUUGGAUGUUGCUGGGAUUAAUUUUCCAACCAGUAAUAUUCCAUCCAGUCCUUUGCAAAUAGCUAGCAGUAUUCCUUUAGCUUCACUUUCAUCUGUUGAAGUGGCACAGCACAUAGGUAUAACUAAUGGCAUUCCAGGACAGACUGGAACAGAUCAUGAUAAAGUACAAAAUUCGAAGUGUUUGGAAAACAUGAGAGUUCAAAUGUUUGCUAAUGGCCAAGCUCUGAAUACAAAUCAUUUAGUAAGCUCUCAAAACAUUUCUCAACCAGUGAUUUUAGCUUCACCACCAGCUGUGAGCAAUCCUGACAUUCCAGGAAUAGUUCUUCAGGCAGCACCAAAUCUUCAAAACAUCACUAGUGUAACUACAAUACCAUUAGAAACAGUAACACUUCAUGCAAGUAACAAUACCAUAGAAGGGGCCAGAGAAAAUAGUCACAAUUCUUCAGAAACUGCUUGUGUUUUGUCAUCAUCAUCCUCACUGAAAUCCAACUCCUUAGUUUCUGUUGGACAAAUUGCAGACAGCCAUACUGUGUUAUAAGGAUAAGAGUCUUCUCUCAGACAUCAGUAUAAACCAACUUUUUCUCUACAGUAAUCUUCAAGAAAAUAUGGUUUUACCUUUGAGUCUUGUCUAAAACUCAUAGGUAUGAUAAAAAGGGGUAUCAGAUUUACUUAAAUAUGUUUAAUUUUUCGUUUUGCAUAGAAAUAACUGAAAAAGUGAAUAUACAGUUGAAAACAAGCAGGAAAAACAUUUCUCAGAUUUUUUGGAAACCAUUUUUAGUAUUAAAUAAAAUAAUCAUAAAACAAUAUUUUUUUUAAACUAAGUCAGGAUAAAUUAUUCAAAUUAGCUUCUUGUACUUUAAAUGCAGAUAGAGUUAAAAAUUUCUUAUCCUGAAAUUAUCUUAAUAUUUUAUUCUUUAAAAUAUAAGAUGCAAUAAUUAAUGAAAUAUUCUGUUGCUAAGAGUUAUGCCUUAUGCCCACUACCAUUUAUACAUGUAGCUGAAAAAUAGAACAUUUGAUGCAAUGCUGCCAUCUGUUAUCUGACAAAAAAUAAGAAGUUAUUUCAUGUUUCAGAUCAGAAUUUUUAUAACAGUUCAUUGGUAUAUGAAUACUAUAUUGUUUUAAACAUUGAUUUUUUGACAACAAUUUUGAAUGUUGUUUUCAUACUUAUACAAAUGUCAGAUUAUGACUUUUUGUUUGAUUUCCACAAAUUUGUUUGGUCUGAAGAACUCUUCCUACCUUUUUAUGUUAGUGUCACAUGUAUUGUUAUAGCUGCAAACUUGUGAUUCAAGGUCUAGUGUAGAAUUAAUUGAUAAUAUUCAUUCAUAGUGAGAAUUUUCUAUGCACUUGUGACCUUAUCAGGAUUAUAUACAAAUUUGAUAAGGGUUGUCUCAGUAUGAAAAUAACAGUUUUUUCAAAUGUGAAGUUAUUGAAAUGUAUAAUGGAUUCUUUAUAUCAAUCCUAUAGUGGCUAAACUAGAUAAAACUAUUUACUACA